UGGAAUGUUUUCACUGAACCGUACAUUUUUACAUGACAGUCACAACUUCUCAUAUUCUGCAUUGAAAUAUUAAACAAAAAAUAAGGAUGAGAAUCAUCUACAAUCGUCUAAGAACGUUAAGAGAUUGUUGAUCAUGUGUCUAGGUAAGCGUUGAAGAUUGGGAUGGCAAGUGAAAGCAGAAAAGCUGACGGCAUUAGCUUUUGAUAACGAAAAAUAUUUAUGCUUCUAGGCUGCUCCUUUCCAGUGCGUUACACACAAAUUUUGCUGUUGUUCACUUCCUUGGUGUUGACCUUCCAUCAGCGUGUCAAUGUGCCCGAAGUUAUUGUUGUACUCACAGCCUCUAACGGCACGCACGCUCAUUUCAUGCCAGAGGGUUACUCGUUGACGGCACACGAAAAGUCCACUAUGCUGGGAAGUAUUUUUUGGGGUGCAAUUUUGGUACAAAUACCCAGCGGCUAUAUCUGUAGUGCCUAUGGUGGCGUCAAGCUCUUGUUCUGUUCGCUCUUCUUCUCCUCACUCAUUUGCAUUGUGCUGCCGCUUAGUCUUAUAUUUGGCAAUUUCAUCACUUUUAUUUUGUUACGCACRUUGCAAGGCUUGGCGCAGGGCGUUUUAUUCCCCACAAUCUAUGGACAUCUCGCCAAGUGGUGUCCACUCAACGAACGAAGUCUGCUCGGUGGCAUCUCGCAAUCUGGCUCUGAGUUUGGCGUAGCCUUAGGUUUGAUAAAUACCGGCUUUUUAUCAGUGUCGCCAUUAUAUUGGCCAGCGGCCUUUUAUAUGCCAGGUCUCGCCGGCUUAGUGUGGUGCAUUUUUUGGUCAAUCUUCAGCGCUGAGACACCAUGGGUUUCCAAACGUAUAACGGCCGACGAAAAGCAGCUCAUACAAUYUGCGGGCACUCUUAGCAUGCGCGAGAAACGCAGCAAGGCCGCCAUACCCUGGURCGCGAUCGCCACUUCAGCGCCUUAUUUGGUGUUGCUGUUAAAUAAAGUUAGUCACGCMUUUACGAUCGCAACCAUGGGCCAGCAAAUACCCAUAUAUUUGAACGGCAUCACUUAUGUGGUCACAAUCACCUCGCAUUAUUUGCUGAAAGUACGAAAAGUGCGUCUGUCGCUAGUGCGCAAGUCAUUAAAUACGAUUUCGAACUGGGUGCCCGCCACUGCAUUGGCGACUAUGAGCUUGCUGUCCAAGGACAAUGCUGUGGGUAAUAUUUCCUGUAUCGUUAUUACAGUUGUCGCAUUUUCGACUUUUACGCUCGGUAGUUCAUUGAAUCACAUUGACUUGGCGCCGAAUUUUGCUCCGCUCCUCUCUGGUAUUACCGGCACAUUUAUAAUGAUAGCGGCCAUUUUUUCGCCCAUAGUUGUGGCAGAAGUCGUAAGGAAUGAGGUUUUGAAAUAGGCAAAGUAUUACUUUUUCAGCAUUAUAUUUAUGAAGUAUUUUGGAGACCUAUUCCCCCUGUCUAUAACAUUGG
This is a messenger RNA of Bactrocera latifrons, 1465 nucleotides long. RefSeq names its product sialin-like. Gene Ontology annotation, biological process: transmembrane transport; monoatomic anion transport. Gene Ontology annotation, molecular function: transmembrane transporter activity. Gene Ontology annotation, cellular component: plasma membrane. The transcript is spliced from 5 exons. NCBI's taxonomy places the organism in Eukaryota, Metazoa, Arthropoda, Insecta, Diptera, Tephritidae. The record is from RefSeq and is a predicted model, not a curated record. Bases 220 to 1392 code for a protein of 390 amino acids.